This is a messenger RNA of Acinonyx jubatus (cheetah), 2336 nucleotides long. RefSeq names its product kynurenine 3-monooxygenase (gene KMO). Gene Ontology annotation, molecular function: FAD binding; NAD(P)H oxidase H2O2-forming activity; kynurenine 3-monooxygenase activity. NCBI's taxonomy places the organism in Eukaryota, Metazoa, Chordata, Mammalia, Carnivora, Felidae. Gene Ontology annotation, cellular component: mitochondrial outer membrane. Gene Ontology annotation, biological process: NAD+ metabolic process; L-tryptophan catabolic process; quinolinate biosynthetic process. The record is from RefSeq and is a predicted model, not a curated record.
GGGCUCUGGGCAAUAUAAAGGCGGGGAAACCAGCGGCCAGGAGACACAGCUUCCUUUGUGACAGGAGCUACAACAAUUAUAAAAACACUUGGGCAGUCAUGGAAUUAUCUGAUAUUCAAAGGAAAAAAAUAGCUGUCAUUGGUGGUGGCUUGGUUGGAUCAUUAAAUGCAUGCUUCCUUGCAAAGAGGAAUUUCCAAGUUGAUGUAUAUGAAGCUAGGGAAGAUCUCCGAGUGGCUAAAUUUGCACGUGGAAGAAGCAUUAACUUGGCCCUUUCUUAUAGAGGACGGCAAGCCUUGCACGCCAUUGGCCUGGAAGAUCAGAUUGUAGCCCAAGGUAUUCCCAUGAGAGCAAGAAUGAUUCACUCUCUUUCAGGAAAAAAGUCUGCAGUUCCCUAUGGGACCAAGUCACAGUAUAUUCUUUCUAUAAGCAGAGAAAAUCUAAACAAGGAGCUGUUGACUGCUGUUGAGAAAUACCCCAAUGCAAAGGUGCACUUUGGCCACCGGCUGUUGAAAUGUAAUCCUGAGGAAGGAGGGAUCACAGUGCUUGGAUCUGACAAAGUUCCCAAAGAUGCCACUUAUGACCUCAUUGUAGGAUGUGAUGGAGCCUACUCAACUGUCAGAACUCACCUCAUGAAGAAACCACGCUUUGAUUACAGCCAGCAGUACAUUCCUCAUGGGUACAUGGAGCUGACGAUUCCACCCAAGAAUGGGGAUUAUGCCAUGGAACCUAAUUAUCUGCAUAUUUGGCCUAGAAAUACCUUUAUGAUGAUUGCACUUCCUAACAUGAACAAAUCUUUCACAUGUACUUUGUUCAUGCCCUUUGAAGAGUUUGAAAAACUUCUAAGCAGCAGUGAUGUGCUGAAUUUCUUCCAGAAGUACUUUCCAGAUUCCAUCCCUCUAAUUGGAGAGCAAGCCCUAGUACAAGAUUUCUUUCUGUUGCCGGCCCAACCCAUGAUAUCCGUGAAGUGUUCUUCUUUUCACAUUAAAUCACACUGUGUGCUGAUGGGGGACGCGGCUCAUGCCAUAGUGCCCUUUUUUGGACAAGGAAUGAAUGCAGGCUUUGAAGACUGCCUAGUAUUUGAUGAGUUAAUGGAUAAAUUCAAUAAUGACCUUAGUGUGUGUCUUCCUGAAUAUUCAAGAUUGAGAAUUCCAGACGACCAUGCAAUCUCAGACCUGUCCAUGUACAAUUACAUAGAGAUGCGAGCACAUGUCAACUCGAGGUGGUUCAUCUUCCAAAAAACCAUGGAGAGAUUUCUUCAUGCUAUUAUGCCAUCUACCUUUAUCCCUCUCUAUACCAUGGUUGCCUUCUCCAGAAUAAGAUACCAUGAGGCAGUGCUGCGCUGGCAUUGGCAGAAAAAGGUGAUAAAUAAAGGACUCUUUUUCUUUGGAACACUGAUAGCCGUCGGUAGCACCUACCUACUUAUGUGCUCCAUGUCACUGAGACCCCUGCACUAUGUCAGAAGACCAUGGGACUGGCUCACUUACUUCCAGAACAGGACCUGUUUUCCUGCAAACUCCAUGGAGUCACUAAAAGAAAUUCCCGAUGUCAUUAGCAGGUGACAUAAAGGUUCUGAAGUAGCAAAUAGUUUAAUUUCUUUAUAACCAAAACUAAGGAUCAAAACCAUGUUUCUAUCAUCAUAUUUAAUUCACUAGUGCAAGAUAUAUGCCAGCUUACAAUGAAAUUCAGUAUAGAAUUUCUCUGUGUUCGUUGAAAUUAUUGAAAAAAAAAAAGAAAAAAAAAAACCCAAACCACCAGUUAAAGUUGCAAAAGGCAGUUUUCCUACAACACUACACAUAGGUGUGGUCAUUCUAAAUAUAAAAAUGCAAUGACUAAGAUCUCUUUCACUUCUCCAAAAGUAAAACACCAGAGGCCUUGAGGAAGACAGAUCACAUCCUUUCUUUAAAGGACAUAAAGAAGGUCAUGAUAAGAUUGACUCAACAUCUAGGACUAAAAAUUACAAUUUGGCAAACAUGUUAAGUUCAUUUUUGAUCCCCUGGAUGGAACUUCUCCAACACAGAACUCAGAUUCACGUACUAAAACUAGAAAUGUAAAUGAGGAAUUUGGGGCACUCUAGAGAGUUACAAAAUGAACAAAUUUUACUUCACAAUCUUCAAAGGCCAGUAUUACCUUUUGAAGAUUGAAAAAAGGGCCAUUAAUGCCAUACUAAGUGAAGACUAAGAAGAGUUUUAUUUACAAAUUAAAUAAUAUAUACAACAGAGUGGAAAGGAAAUAAGGGAAGACAGUUUUCAUAGAAAUUAUUCCAUUUAAGACUCCCGGAAGCAGUUUACUAACUUGCUAUGGCAGAACCAGCAACAAACUUGAUUUUGAAAAUUUCA